UGGUAAGCUAUUACGUAAAAUUGUAAAACGAAAACAGAUAUUCAACGACCAUCGCAAUAGAAACUUGGACAUUGUCAACUAAACAGCAAUGAUUGAGAAAGUUUUCUUGAGGUGUGGAAAACAUAUGUACUCUCGAAAUGUAUUACAACAGGUUCAACAAUUUUAUAAUAGUCCAACUACCAAUAUCAAAAUUGGUACGAGCAUCAAUGCAGGUGAUCCAUCUUUCUUAGGAAUUCAAACCAGUUUUUCCAGUGAAUUAAAGUUCAUUAAUAAAGAAUGCUAUGAUUCUUUACCAUUAUUUAGAAUCUUAGACUCAUCCAAACAUGUACGAUUACCUGAAGAUUUCAAGUUAGAUGAGCAAACUUUUAUUAGAAUGUAUCGAAAAAUGAUUACUCUGAAUAUAAUGGACAAAAUUCUCUAUGAAUCUCAACGGCAAGGACGUAUAUCAUUUUAUAUGACCAAUACAGGGGAAGAGUAUCGGGAAGCUGGUGUCUUGUUAUGGCGUGGCCAUUCUAUCAGGGAUUUCAUGAAUCAAUGCUAUGGUAAUCACAAGGAUACUUCAAAAGGAAGGCAAAUGCCUGUUCAUUAUGGAUCAAAAAAAUUGAAUUUUGUUACUAUUUCAUCUCCCUUGACAACACAAUUACCUCAAGCUGUAGGUACUGCAUAUGCAUUUAAACGAUCUAGAAAAGGGGUAUGUGUCGUAUGUUACUUUGGUGAAGGAGCUGCUAGUGAAGGAGAUGCUCAUGCAGCUUUCAAUUUUGCAGCAACUUUGGAGUGUCCAAUUGUUUUUGUGUGUCGGAAUAAUGGUUAUGCAAUUUCAACACCUUCUUUAGAACAAUUUAAAGGGGAUGGAAUUGCAGCAAGAGGUCCAGCUUAUGGGAUAUACACAAUUCGCGUAGAUGGUAAUGAUAUUCUUGCCAUGUACUAUGCAACAAGAGCUGCUCGCGAACUUUGCAUCAUGGAAGGAAAACCUGUUUUAAUCGAAGCGAUGAGUUAUCGAAUUGGUCACCACAGUACUUCCGAUGAUAGUACUGCAUAUCGAUCGAUUAACGAAAUAGAUCAAUGGAAACAUCAUACACCAAUAAUCAGAUAUCGUGAUUAUUUGGAAUCAGUUGGUCUGUGGUGUGAGCAGCGAGAACAGGAAUUAAAUAAAUGCGUAAAAAAUUCUGUUUUACUUGCUUUUGCAAAAGCAGAAAAAGAACUUAAACCAUGUUGGAAAGAGUUAUUCACAGACAUAUAUCAUACAAUGCCAAAGCAUAUACGUAAACAGAUGUGCUCAAUGGAGGAUCAUGUUACAGAAUUUCACAAAUAUUAUCCAUUACACCUUUUCAAACAAACAUAA
This is a messenger RNA of Habropoda laboriosa, 1342 nucleotides long. It is a transcript of the gene BckdhA, whose product is annotated as 2-oxoisovalerate dehydrogenase subunit alpha, mitochondrial. Gene Ontology annotation, biological process: branched-chain amino acid catabolic process. Lineage: Eukaryota; Metazoa; Arthropoda; Insecta; Hymenoptera; Apidae. Bases 89 to 1342 code for a protein of 417 amino acids. The record is from RefSeq and is a predicted model, not a curated record. The transcript is spliced from 8 exons. Gene Ontology annotation, molecular function: oxidoreductase activity, acting on the aldehyde or oxo group of donors, disulfide as acceptor.